AACGCACCAUUGCAAAACAUUGAAACAAAUCACGGAUAAAUUAGGCUGUAAAUGUAAAAAAUUUCCACCAGUUUACGUAAAACGAGUGCGUCAGCCCAAUAGAUUCCGGUAAAGCGAAUUACCAUUUCCCGAGCGAAUCCACUCAUUCUGCCGUCGCUCGACGCCGUCAUCGUGAAGAUGAGCUGCAACGAUAAAAACGACGGCAUUUCCAAGGAAGAAUGGCAGAGCCGACUCGAAACCUUUCCUUUCAAACAGGACGACAUUAACAAGCUGAUCAUGAACUAUUUAGUAACAGAGGGUUUCAAGGAGGCGGCUGAGAAAUUUCAAGCAGAGUCUGGCGUUCAACCGUCAGUCGAUCUCAACUCGCUUGACGACAGAAUACUGAUCAGGGAAGCGGUACAAAAUGGCUUUAUCAAGGAGGCAACACAUCUAGUGAAUCAGCUGCACCCGGAACUGCUUGAUAACGACCGUUACCUGUACUUCCACCUGCAGCAGCUCCACCUGAUUGAACUCAUCCGGGCCGGCAAUAUCGAGGAAGCGCUGACGUUCGCCCAAACACAGAUCUCCGAAGCGGGCGAGACCAAUCCGGAAGUGUUGAAUGAACUCGAACGCACUCUGGCACUGCUCGCGUUCGAGAAGCCCCAACACAGCCCGUUUGCCGAUCUGCUAGAUCAGACCCAUCGACAGAAGGUGGCGAGCGAGCUGAAUGCUGCUAUCCUGAAGAUGGAGCAGCAAGAGCAGUCCAGCCCGCGGAUGAUCAACAUUCUCAAGCUGAUCCUGUGGGCGCAAACAGAGCUGGACAAGAAGAAUGUUAAGUACCCGAAGAUGAACGACCUGGCAUCGGCCGCGAUCGAACCUAAGUAAGUUCAGUUUAGAUACAGAGUGUUUGAGGUUGCGUGAAAGGAUGUGCGUGAAUGAAGGAUUCUUCUCAAGCAGUUCUAUUAAGAAUAAACGCUAGGAUUCGCUGAGUAGAUUCCAUGCGAGGGUAUGGGAAGUUUUUUAAGAAACCUCUUCAAGGUUCUGUCAGUAUGACUCUUUUUGGGAUGCGUGUUCCGCGCAUACAUAAUUGGGGGAGUAAAUGCUUCAGCACAUACUUAAGAGAACAUUACGCGAGUAGAUUGGAACAGGUUUAGGACCUUGAGUCGGGGGUAAUUUGUAAAAGUGUAUAAUACUUGAAAGAGAAACGUUACACGGCCUCCUGAGCCGGUGGUAUAGUUAGAGUGGCUCUGGAGCAAGUUAAAAAUUUUGGACGGAAUUUUUUUUUGUACUAGUUAUAUUUUGUUUCCAUAAUUUCGAUGUACAUCUUAUUUAAUCAACAGUGUGACUUUGCAGCACAGAUCCAAUAAGA
Molecule: messenger RNA, 1348 nt
Organism: Anopheles nili
Lineage: Eukaryota; Metazoa; Arthropoda; Insecta; Diptera; Culicidae
Gene: Hou
Product: glucose-induced degradation protein 8 homolog
Exons: 4
Coding region: 178-864 (228 amino acids)
Biological process (GO): proteasome-mediated ubiquitin-dependent protein catabolic process
Cellular component (GO): nucleus; cytoplasm
Molecular function (GO): protein binding
Source: RefSeq, a predicted model, not a curated record